Messenger RNA from Ficedula albicollis (Collared flycatcher), 2167 nucleotides. It is a transcript of the gene DDX17, whose product is annotated as DEAD-box helicase 17. The transcript is spliced from 13 exons. NCBI's taxonomy places the organism in Eukaryota, Metazoa, Chordata, Aves, Passeriformes, Muscicapidae. Gene Ontology annotation, molecular function: ATP binding; RNA binding; RNA helicase activity. Gene Ontology annotation, biological process: alternative mRNA splicing, via spliceosome. The record is from RefSeq and is a predicted model, not a curated record. The annotation marks the transcript as partial. Gene Ontology annotation, cellular component: nucleus; ribonucleoprotein complex; cytoplasm.
GCUGCCCCCCGCCGUUCCGGCCGCUGACGCCCAGCGGGUCUCGGACCCACAGACCACCUCUUCUCCUUUUGUGUCCCACCAAAGAGGCGAGGUGGCGCAAAGCGAGGCCUCCGAGGCGCAGCCGCCCCUGGCUGGACCCUCUCCCCGUACCCCCAGCCCCUCGCCGUCCCCACGGCCGGCGUUCCGCUGCCUCUCACCCACCCCUCCGGGGGCGAUGAGAGGCUUCGGGGACCGGGGCCGCGACCGAGACCGCGGCGGGUUUGGAGCAAGUCGAGGAGGUCCUCUUCCUCCAAAGAAAUUUGGUAAUCCAGGGGAACGUUUACGUAAGAAAAAAUGGGAUUUAAAUGAGCUGCCCAAGUUUGAGAAGAAUUUUUAUGUGGAACAUCCGGAAGUGGCCAGGCUUACGCCAUAUGAAGUAGAAGAAUUGCGAAGGAAGAAGGAGAUAACAAUUCGGGGAAUGGAGGGCUGCCCCAAGCCGGUGUUUGCCUUCCACCAGUGUAGCUUUCCACAGUACGUGAUGGAUGCCUUGAUGGACCAGAACUUCACAGAGCCCACUCCGAUUCAGUGCCAAGGCUUUCCACUGGCCCUCAGCGGUCGUGACAUGGUGGGCAUUGCACAGACCGGCUCUGGGAAGACACUAGCAUACUUGUUGCCUGCGAUUGUUCACAUCAACCACCAGCCAUAUUUGGAGAGAGGGGAUGGCCCAAUUUGUCUGGUUCUGGCACCUACUAGAGAGUUGGCCCAGCAAGUGCAGCAGGUGGCUGAUGAUUAUGGCAAAUGUUCAAGACUGAAGAGUACCUGCAUAUAUGGAGGAGCACCCAAAGGUCCCCAGAUCAGAGAUUUAGAAAGAGGUGUGGAGAUCUGCAUUGCUACACCAGGUCGCUUGAUUGACUUCCUUGAGGCUGGAAAGACCAACCUUCGUCGGUGUACGUACCUGGUGCUGGAUGAAGCUGACAGAAUGUUGGACAUGGGAUUUGAACCACAAAUUCGUAAAAUUGUUGACCAGAUAAGGCCUGACCGCCAGACUCUGAUGUGGAGUGCCACCUGGCCAAAAGAAGUGCGCCAGCUUGCUGAGGACUUCCUGCAGGACUAUGUUCAGAUCAAUGUGGGAAACUUGGAGCUAAGUGCCAACCACAAUAUCCUGCAGAUAGUGGAUGUAUGCAUGGAAAGCGAGAAAGACCACAAAUUGAUACAACUGAUGGAAGAAAUCAUGGCAGAGAAGGAAAACAAGACUAUCAUCUUUGUGGAGACAAAGAGGCGAUGUGAUGAUCUCACUCGAAGGAUGCGCAGAGAUGGUUGGCCAGCCAUGUGUAUCCAUGGAGACAAGAGUCAGCCAGAAAGAGAUUGGGUGCUUAAUGAGUUUCGUUCUGGAAAGGCUCCUAUCCUCAUUGCUACCGACGUUGCAUCUCGUGGGCUAGACGUGGAAGAUGUUAAAUUUGUGAUAAACUACGACUAUCCGAACAGCUCCGAAGAUUACGUGCACCGUAUCGGCCGUACCGCGCGCAGUACCAACAAAGGUACUGCCUACACCUUCUUCACGCCGGGAAAUCUGAAACAAGCCAGGGAGCUUAUCAAAGUCUUGGAAGAAGCCAAUCAAGCCAUCAAUCCAAAGCUGAUGCAGCUUGUGGACCACAGAGGAGGAGGAGGUGGCGGUGGAGGAGGUCGUUCUCGUUACCGAACGAGCAGUUCAGUAAACAACCCUAACCUGAUGUACCAGGAAGAGUGUGACAGGAGGCUCCGGGGAGUGAAAGAGGGCCGGAGAGACUCAGGUGGCUUCAGAGACCGUGAGCGUGGUGAAAGUUUUGCCAACGGAGCCAACAAGACCUAUGGCAGUGCCUACGGGAGCCCAAAUUCUACUUUUGGGGCAGCACAGAGCCAGUAUGGUUACACUCAAGGGAGCUAUGGAGCAGCUGCCUAUGGCACGAGUGGCUAUGGCACUGCAGAGUACAGUGCUAGUGGCUAUGGUGCCAGCACCACAGCUGCCACGGCUGGGAGAACCUCACAGAGCACUACCCAACAGCAGUAUGCAGGGAUGGUGGGGCGCUCGGGCCAGCAGCCACAGCCGCUCAUGUCACAACAGUUUCCACAGCCCCCUGCCACUAACGUGAUGGGCUAUAUGGGACAGACUGCCACCUACCAGUACCCACCCCCUCCCCCGCCCCCACCC